Apiotrichum porosum is the source of this 636-nucleotide messenger RNA. RefSeq lists its product as uncharacterized. The record is from RefSeq and is a predicted model, not a curated record. The transcript has 3 exons. Lineage: Eukaryota; Fungi; Basidiomycota; Tremellomycetes; Trichosporonales; Trichosporonaceae. Bases 1 to 636 code for a protein of 211 amino acids.
AUGGUGACCGUUAUCAAGGCCCCAAUCGUCGUCUCCGACUCAGCGGAAGAGACGACCGAGCAACUUGACGCUGAGCACCAAAGCUUCUCCGUCCCCACACACUCGAUCUACUUCUUGACAUACCUACUUGCUUGCCUGGAGACUCCAGCCGAAACCACCAUACAGCUCGUUGCUCGUCGGCGAGACCUGUUCGAAGCAACUACAGUCCACAAUGCCAUCAUCGAGCAGGAGGCAAAGGACAGGGAACUCCGCGAUCUCUUGCGGGGCCGCAUCAUCCAGGAAACCUCACGCAUCGACGACGAAGAGCUCGACCUCGCUGACCUGAAGCGUCGUGUUGACCACCGCCGCAUGAUCAUCACCUGUCAAGCAGUUGCCCACCGCAGUGCGCCGCCCGGACCCCCUCAGGUCGGCGCUCGACUCCGUCGCCAACUCCAGCACCUCGACUACCUCGACACCUGCCUCGAAGAGUUUGAACGUGCCCUUUUCACCAGCCACCAGGAGAUCUGGAAGCUGCGCCGUCUCCUUGUCAGGUUUCAACAGACCCUCCACAAGACUACCGCCGAGCGCAUUCGGGCGGGGGAUAUGCUCGACAUCUGUCGCCUCAAGUUGGGUAACACUAGCGGAAUGCUGGGCUAA